AUUCAAUUGUUUUCGUAUUCUAUGAUAUUAGUAUAAGAUCCCCAAACAUGUGUUUUACAUUUGUUGAAAAAAAAUAACAAAUAAUGUCUUAGCUGUGAAUAAUUUUUUGAAUGAAUUAUUAAUCAUUAGCUUGCACCGCUCAGCAAAAAUGUUGACUUCCAGAGUUAUACGAAGUCUGGCUCUUUUCAAAUCUCAUAUAAUGUGUGUAAAUAAUGUUGAAAAACGAGGAAUCAAAACUUGGUUGUCGAAUACACUGCGAGAAAUGAAAGAUAGGAAUCGUGAUUUCGACUUAGUUCCUCAUAAAAAAAGACACAAACGAGAAUGGGUCAAUUGGAAUUAUGACUCUGAAAUUUAUGCUUUUGGUAAACGUCUAAACGAAGAUCUAUCACAGGAUGAACUGAAAAAGAUUUUUAUUGAUCAGUCUUAUGUGGAUGAAGAGGAGAAAAGAAAAAAAGAUUUGGGUCUUGAAAAUGUUGGCGUUACUUUACUAUCAAAUUCUGAACUUUCAAAUAAAGGGGACAGUAUCAUGAAAUCUUUUACCCAAUCUUACUUGCGAUUUUUCUUACCAAGAGUUCCUGAAGAAUGCAUUUCAUCAAUUUCCCAUAAUUUAUGUUCAAAUCAAACUCUAAGUCAUAUAGGAGGAUAUAUUGGAUGUAAAGAUUUAAUCAUGAGUCCACUUAUAGAUCCCACUGAAGAAAUGAUUGCUAACUCUGUUAAAUCAUUAAUUGCUGUUCUUGACGAAACUAAAGGCUCAAAACAGUGUGAAAAGUUCAUCAUCGAUAUAAUCUUACCUUACCUACAUGAUAAAGAUCUUUUAGCAAUAUGGGAUCCGGUGGAUCCUGAAAAUAAAGUGCGUAAAAUUUUACAAAAUGAUGGCUUGCCAGAUUUUGAGCCUAGAUUAAUGCGAGAAACCGGACGGAAUACAAUUUUCUCAUGUUAUAUAGUUGGAUUGUAUGUGAAUAAGAACCUAAUCGGAUAUGGUCCUGGAGAAACUAUUCAAGUAGCUCAAGAAAUGGCUGCAUAUGAUGCAUUGAGACGCUUUUUCAAUUUAACUGUGUCUGGAGUACGUUUUAAAUUUGGUCCAGCUGCUCACAAUUUAGACUACAAAAGUAAACAAGAGGCAAAUUUUUCAAUUAGAGAUUGGAAAUUGAGUUACUUUACUCAAAACACAAACCCAGUUGAAUCGCCUCGUAAAGUAGCUGUUUCAAUGUAAUCUAUGUAUUUAAUUAAUAAUAACUAUUAGAGUUUAUCAAA
Molecule: messenger RNA, 1254 nt
Organism: Tetranychus urticae (two-spotted spider mite)
Lineage: Eukaryota; Metazoa; Arthropoda; Arachnida; Trombidiformes; Tetranychidae
Gene: mRpL44
Product: mitochondrial ribosomal protein L44
Biological process (GO): RNA processing
Molecular function (GO): ribonuclease III activity; double-stranded RNA binding
Source: RefSeq, a predicted model, not a curated record